AUGCAGCAGAAGGCGCCCGGGGUGCCUAGUAACAUAAAACUCGAACAUUCACACUCAACACCGACCCACGUAUCGCGUACCAAGAACUUUACGGCUAAUUUCUUUAAGACUACUUUUAGCUAUCGGAGCAAGGCGGUAGCGCCUUCGUCUUCAAGUACAGUCGAGAAAACUAUCAAAAUAGGCAGCGCGGAGACUAAGCCUGUAACUAGAAACAGGCCUAGGACAGUACCGUUAGCGGAUUCAACUAAUAAGUUAAAGUUAAAAAGAACCGUAGAUCGAACCAAGUCGGCAGGUUUGCAAAUCGAUAAAUUACCUGUCGAACCUGAACGACCACACAGGAGUAAACCUGCAACUCCAACGACCCCCGAUCCCGGUGGACUUAAGCCCACCAAAGAGAAUGCAAAAAAGGCAGACGCAAAGAGUUCCAAUGUCAUUCUGCAAAUUGUGAAAAAAUCAGCAAAGACACCGGCACCGAAGCUUCCCGACAGCAUCUUACCGCCGACCCUGAGACCUAAAACCGAUAAAAACUUAAAACUAACUAAAAAUAUAAAUAAUAAUGAUGUUUGGACAAAUCCUAACGACAAAGUCGCCCAACGAAGAGUUCCUCCUUCGCCAGUAAGAGGGCCAAGUCAGGGGAAGCAGGAGUCCACGUUAAAAGGGGCUCCGUCAGUGUCGAGUCUCGAUUCAAAGCACCACAAAGUCGCACCAGCUCGCGACAAGACAUUAAAGAUCUUUGGGUCAAAAGAGAAAUUGCAUAAAGCGCACAAGAAGAAGGAUUUAGGGAAUAAUAAUGCUGUGUUAGAAGACCCUGAGUUAAGAGAAGGUUUGGAGUAUGAAGAUGGACAGGUCGGAGUGCAUGAUUACGGUAGCGCUGAGGAGCUGGGGUCGGUAGGCGGGCGAGGCUCGCAGGAGUGCGUUAGUCUGCCCGUCACUCUGAAUGCCGAUCACAUGCCCGGCUUCCAGGAAGUGGAGCUCAGGCCUAGAGUACCAUCUGAGGCAUCGUUGGCGUCAGGAGUCCGGGAAAUUGAAUCGUUGAGGAGAGAACUGGAAGCUACCGUGAUGGAGAGAGCACAGCUACAGGCCAGGGUUGAGGAGUUACUGGAGAAGGUAACGGAAGCUGACCGGCUUCGAGGAGAGCUGGAGAGGCUGAAGAGUAUGGACGCAGAACGCGAGGCAGCGCUGGAGCGUCUUGCGGACGAGAACGGCGCGUUGCGCGCGCGGCUGCGCGGCGUGGCGCACUCGCCGCUCUCCGACAGUGAGAAGCGACAGCUGCUGCUCGCGCCCGCGCCGCGCCGCAUGCACUCCUCCGCGCCCGCCUCCAUCGCACUCGCCAAUGGUGAAGGUGAUAGCGGUGAGGCGAGUACUCCAGAAUGGGACAAGCACUCGUCCUCGUCCCUCAGCGAGGUGUCUGUCGCCUGCUUGCAAGACCGCAUCUUGCAGAUGGAGGAACACCACUACAGCACAAGCGAAGAGCUACAAGCCACACUAGCAGAGCUAGCAGAUCUCCAAACCCAGCUGGCGGACGCUCAUGCGGACAACGAGCGCCUGGCGGACGAGAAACAAGUGCUGCUGGAGUCACUGUGUCGACAGACUGAGAAAUUAGAAGAUAGUCGCACUAAGGUGGACACCUUACAAGAGCUCCUAAUGCGUGAGGGUGUGGAACCAGAGACCCUGGUAUCUGGAGACACCGACCAACAACUCUUCGCUGUUCUCAAGCUAUCUCAAGAAGAACGCAGACAUCUGCUGACAAAGCAAGAACAGUUGGAGACAGAACUGAACCAAACCAAGGCGGCUCUGGAAGAGAAGACCAAAGAAAAUGAAACACUCGCUGAGAGGAUACGUGCAUUGGAGACUAAUGUGGAACGUGCGGAGUCGGAGCGGUCUCGCUGCGAGUUGGAAGCAGACUCCGCGGCGGAGCUGGCCGCCACCAGGCAACAUCAGAUCGCCACGCUCACUGACUUACUCGAUGCUGCUAAAGCAAAGCUGGAAGAACGCGCCGGCGUGGCAGAGGGCGCGGCGGAGGCGGAGGCGGCGGCGGCGGCGGCGCGCCGGGACGCGGACGCGGCCGCGGCGCGCGCGCUCGCACUGGCCGAGCGACUCGCGCAUGCGCAGCGACAGCUCGACCGCGCGCACUCCGACGCCAGGAAGAUGCACGAUGAUGCACUGGUAUCUCGGAACAACGCGAAAUCAACGAUAUCCGAGCUGGAGUUCCAGAUAGAACAGCUGCGGCAGGAGAAGACCGCCAUGCAAGGGGAGAUGAAGACCUUGCAGGACAACGCAGAGGAACUGCAGAUACAGGUGCAAGUAGCAUCGGACGAGAAGCUAGCACUAAUGAGUAGAGCGGGCGAGGCGCUGGCCAGGGUGGCGGACUUGGAGAGACAGCUACAAGAUGCCAGGGCGAGGAAUGUACAGUUGACUAGAGAUCGGGAGAGAGACGAAGCAGAAUGGAAACAAUUCCAAAGCGACCUCCUAAUGACAGUACGGGUCGCAAAUGAUUUCAAAACUGAAGCUCAGAGGGAGUUAGAACGGUUGGUCUCUGAGAACAAAGUAGCAAGGGACAGGAUACGACUCUUGGAAGAUCAGAUGCAUUCCCUUAAAGGUAUUGAGAGAUCCGAAUCUGUGGAUAGCAUAUACUCAGAUGACAAUAUAUUAGAUCUAAAGGAAUCUGAUACGUGCGAGUCUCCAUCAAGCGACGACUUAAGUCCGUCUAAAGAUGUAUUCAAGAGCAUACGAACUAGAUACCUUUCGAGAGUGCACAGCGUCACCGACCCUCCAGCCAAAGACCCAAGCUUAAUAGAACAAGCAUUCUUCAGAUCCGCUAACGCUCCCGAAACGAACACCGAUAUGAAUGAUCUCUUGAAAGAUAAUUUCAAAAUAGAAAUUGAAAACGUCACUGUAGAUGAAACGAACGAUGACGAUACUCCAAAAUCUUCGACAGAAGAGUAUCCGAGUAAAGUGUUAGCCGAAGCUGUCUUACCUCCUUUCAAAGAUAAGGAGUUAAAAAGGCAAAAUGCUGUCGACCAAUGCGAUACAACGGAUGACAGUCAUGCUCCAGCUGAACCACAACUUGCGGAGAACCUAAUCGAUCUGAAUUCUAGUUUUAGGUUAGUUAAAUCAGAUUCUAGUUAUGUACCCAAACCCAAGGUGCGCACUAUUUUUAGUAAAAACCUAUCAGGAACGUUUAAUGGCAAGCCAAAGUCCUACAGUUUGGAUAGUUUGAAUACUAACGAAGAGUAUCAAGAAGCUUUAAAUGAGGCUACUAGUGUAGAUUUACUAACUGUUAAUACUGAAAGUGAAACUUCUCUAUUUUCGGAAAGUACUGAUAGUGUCUUCCUUCCUCCAGUAGAGAAAAAUAACAAUAAAGUAGAUUUAAAAAUUGAGGCUAAUAAUAAUGAAGUAAGUAAAGAAUUAACUGUAGUUAAAGCUGAAGAAAUCCUUCCAUUUCCAUACCCCGAUGAUAUUAAGAAAGAACCCGUAGUUGAUUUAAUCGAGGCAAAAAAGGUCUUAAGAGAUGUACCCAUUGAUGAUAAUGUUGAGAAACAACUGCAAAUGGUCAAUGAAGAAUUAAAACUCACAUUCAAAGCUGCGAUAGAGAGAAUAAUUGGAAAUAACAGAAUGAAGAAAGCUUCAAGUCCAGAUAAUUUUAAAGAUGAUGAAAAACAAUCUUCUGAAGCUGACCUUAUUACCAAAGAUGAAAUAGAUAAUUCAAAUAACACUAGAAAAAUAUCUUUGUCUAAUGUUCCUAAAGUUUUAAUAAGCGAUGUUGACUCAGAACCAAAUGUUGAAGUUACCAAAGAAAAUAACAAUUUAGUUACCCCUGAUGUAAAUACAUCUAGUCUGAAAGACGAAAAAACUAAUCCUGUUACUGAAACUGUUAAUGAUACUGUUCCUGAAGAACCUAAAUCUGAAGUUCCUAUAGAUGAUAAUGUUAGUUAUCACCUAAAAAUAAAUACUGCAGAUUUGGGUGAUGAUGUACCAAAGAUAGACACAACUCCAAAUAAUAUUAAUUCUAAUAAUAGGCCUGGGCCUACAUUUAAGACUUUCUUAGCACCCCUUAAUAUAGGCAAAGGAAAUGUGGCACCUACAGCGCCUAUUAUUAUAAGUCCAGUGCUGAUACAACCAGUGUUUUUCAAGCCUCUUACUCCUAAAGAAGUUACAGUGGAACGCAAACAAGAAACCAAAAAGGGUACUCUUUAUUACAGUGAUAUUGAUCAGGUUGCUAAUGACAGCAGAAAUGAAAGCCAAAUACUUGAUGAAAAAGGCCCUGACGAUAGCACUAAGAGAAAAGGUCUUUAUCAGAAAAAUACUAAAGCAAAACAAUUGCCUUUCUUAUCGUGGAAAACUUUCGGAUCAAAUGAAAGUUUAACAGACAGUAAAAAUGUAAACAAGCCUCUGGAAAUAUCGAAGACUCCAAAUACCUUUUCGAGAACUCCCAUAGUGCCUUUAGAACCUCCAAAAGCUGUCGGCGUUGUACCAAUAGUUACCACGAAACCUCCAGAAGUUAAAGCUACUGUUGGCAAGUUAUCAAAGAGCCCGCAGUGGUUGAUUGAUAACAAAUAUUAUCAACCUGUGGAGAAUGUCCCGUUUGUUAUAAAUUCGACGCCAACUGUUGUACCUAAAUCUGUAGAGAUUAAGAAAGAAGAAGCAGAUGUUGCUCCCAGUAAUCCAUUUCAGUCUCAAGAAAGGAGAUAUUCUGAACAAGAGAAUGUUUAUGAAGAAAUAGGACCAGUGAUCUCAGAGGUAAUAGCCAAAGAUAAGAAUAUAGCGGAUGAUGAGAAGAUAUCAAACAAAAACCAGUCGGUUACAGAUGAGUUUGCUUCAGUUACUAGAGAAGAGGUACUGAAAGUACCAAGACGUAUUAAAAAGCCUAGAAAAGACGAUAGGUUUACAAAAUCUAAAUCGCUAGAUUUUUUAGAUAAUACAGAAGAAACAAAAGAAAGGGCGAGGGUAACCAAGUCAGUAAUAUCACUAUCGAAAGCGCCUAGCGCGAAAGAUGUGCCAAUAAAAUCUGGAUCUAUAGUGGAAAUAGUGCAAAGUUUGGAGAAGAAACCGCCGCCAUCGGACACAGUAUUAGAAGUAGGUCCGAGAAAACUUUCGCUGCAGCAUCCAACUACUCCGAGCAUAGAACCGAACACUGGUUCACUGCCAAGGGAUAAGCCAUAUUGGAGGACGUUGGAGCACAAACGGUUGUCGCACCCGAUAAGAUCAUUAAAAGAUCCCCCGCCUCGCAGACCUCUACCUAUACCACCACGCACUGAGGAGACGCCCCCGCCACCGCCGCUUUUGACCAGCGCGUCCCUGCAAGAUAUUAUGGCAACUGCUGCUUCACACAGGAGGACUAAAGGUGUAAGUCGCCAAGACUCCAGACUGUCAGUCAAAUCUCUAAUCGAGAGUAUAGAAAAUGCAGCGAAGGCAGCCAAGCAGUCGCCUGCAACCACCCCUGUAGGAGAGUGGCCUCAGCAAACGACAGUUGGCGUGACAACAACCACAUCAACAUCUAUAAAGAACGGCAUAGCGGAUUCCACAGCGUCAACAAAUGGCAUGACUGGAACUACCUUCUCAAGUAAACCACCAGCUGCACGGGGCUCUCGACCCUCACCCAUUGUUAACGAGGCUGGCGCAGCGCAAUCCAACAUCCCGGACGAGCAGCGCGCCCUCCACUCGCUGCAGCAGAAAGCCAUCGAGUCCUUCGUGCGACGGAACAGCUAUGGAGAUAUAUGUGAAAGAAAAGAUCCUUUGAAUGCGCUGCAAGUCAAGAAUGGCGGGUCCAAACGCAACGCUCUGCUGAAAUGGUGCCAACAGAAGACUAUGGGAUACAACAACAUUGAUAUUACUAAUUUUAGUUCAUCGUGGAACGACGGUUUGGCCCUGUGUGCACUACUACACUCGUACCUGGGCGACAGUCGUAUCUGCUACUCCUCGCUAUCUCCACACGACAAGAGGACCAACUUCUCCGUAGCGUUCGCCGCUGCAGAGUCCGUUGGGAUACCUACAACGCUGAACAUUCAAGACAUGAUCCAACAAGAGAGACCUGACUGGCAGCAAGUUAUGGCGUAUGUCACAAGCAUUUACAAACAUUUUGAAACGUAA
This is a messenger RNA of Spodoptera littoralis (African cotton leafworm), 6090 nucleotides long. NCBI's taxonomy places the organism in Eukaryota, Metazoa, Arthropoda, Insecta, Lepidoptera, Noctuidae. The record is from the annotation of a GenBank genome assembly.